AUGGAGAUGGACACCUUUGGCAGUAAGUUAAAGCAGAAGGCUCUGAAGCAACCUAAGCAGAAGAAAUCCAAGUCGGCUGAAUUUCUGAUGGGUGAGUCCUGCUUGAUGAAAGAGAGCACUGCAGUGGUAAGCAUACAACAUUCAGCCUUUAAUGGAGGAAGAAGUGCCAAGCUCUCUGCUCCUCUGGUUUGGCUGGGAAGAGAAAUUCGAGGUGACAGGCCAGAUAGCACCCUUGCAGCUCACCAAAAAAAAAUGGAGCUGCAAGCCUCUGCCAAAGAAAGAGGAGAUGAACGUGCCCAAAAUUACUUUGACCCGUCGUCGGCACUGCAGACAGACCCAAGACAUUGCAGGAUGGCCGGGGCCAGCACUGAAGAUGAGCUGGAAUUAAGUAUAUUAAAUGCAGAUGAAAACAGACUGUAUCAAAGAAUGGCGGCGUUGUUGGAUGAGGACGAUACCUUCAUAGACCUACCUGGUACGCUGCAAGCCUCCAGGGAUGAGGAGGUGUUGGAGGUGAAGUCAGGUGAUCCGGUGCUUCAGCGGCGACGGAUGCUCCACGGUGGUGGUCACGCCUCAGGCUCCAGGCCCUCCCAGCCCCGUACCACUGCCAAAGCCCAGGUGGAGGCUGGUGCUGGGCUGGAAGGAGGAGCCGGACUCGAAGCAGGGAGGAUUGUAAUGGGCAAAGAGAGCACUGUAAAAAUGAAGAUAACUGAGGAGGUGAUCCCCCACUAUACCCAGCAGCUGAGGGAGCGUGUGCAGCCUGACAUGAUCACGCUUGGCAGCCUUUCACUGCAGCAGCAAGUGGCUCAGAGGGGACCACUGAGGAGCAGAGAGUGGGCAAAGCGGAAGAAGAGACUAAUUGCCUUCUUUACCGGGAAUGUCAAGCAGCAGAGCCACCGAAAGCCCGUCAGUCAGAGUGCUGGGAGAAGGCCAAGAGGAAGCGGUGGCCAAAUUUCACCAGAUGACAGAGAUCCCAGUGUCCUCCUCUUCCGCAUCCCGGCCCAUGUGGCAGUACACAUUGACUCUGAAUAUAAUCCAGUCAACUAUGUUUUCUACAAAGCAUAUUUCCGGUUCCAGGAGACAGGGUUGUAUCUGAAGGUGAACCAGAGCAGAACUCCGCAGCCUGUGGAGGUGUGCGUGUGCUGCCUGAGAGCCGCCAGAGACAAACUACCCAGGGGCCUCUACGCUGUCAGUGUGUCCCUUGACAGUCGUCUGGGGGGUUCAGCUCUAGCUUGGUGCAGUAAGAGGGAGCAGCAACAGUGGCCUGUGUGCACUGAACCGGUCGAGCACCGAGGCCGCUUCGACGACACCGACCUGCCCAUUAACCAGAACCUGUUCAUGAUCUUACCUGCAGCCUGUCAGGUUAUCCCGUCCAUGGUCCUGAUAUUUCAGCUGAUUGCAUUGCGAGGAGACCGCUCUGUUGUGGCUUGGGGGGCAUUUCCUGUUUGCGGCCCAAGCCUCAGCCUAGUCCAGGGCAGGUUCAAAACCCCUCUCGUCAGGGGUGAGCCCAACACACAACUGGACCAGUUUCGAAAAAUUGAAGGCCUCCUCUCCUCUGAUCUCGACCACUGGCUGUGCAACAUGUACUUUCAGGUAAAAAGGCUCCCGUCCGGAGUGUCGGAGGGGCCGGAGCAUGGCAUCACUGUGUUGAUACCCCCUGCUAAACCCCCAGCAAUGCCCCACCCAGAGGUGCACCAUGACCCACUCCAGAGCCAACUGCCACUGCAGCCGCAGCUUUGCACUCAGUCCAUUCACCCUCAGCCCCAGUUGUACCCCCAGCAGCAGCAGCAGCAGCCGCACGCAGGCCCCAGCAGCAGAGCAGCGGAGCUCACUGUGGUAUAUUCUCACCGGGGGUCUCCUCUCCACCUGUCAGCUGAUUCUGCUUGCUCUUCCUCAUCUCUGCCAGGGAAGAAUUCCUCCUCAGGAGCCAUUUCUGGAAACACAGGAGAGAAGGGUGAUCCGUGCAGGGGGAAAGCAGAGGGUGGAAUUCACCACAAGAAGAAGCCAAUCAAGAAGACAAAUAGCUGCGGCCCCAGCAUGAGCAGCGGCGGCGCACCGCCUCGGCAGGCAGGCAAACAGAAGAUGCAGCGUUCAACGGAGAGCGUCUCCACGGAGGAGACGGAGGAGUAUACAUUCUCCCUACAAUCAGCACUGACGGGGCCGGGCUCCCGCCCCUCUUGCCUGUCUCAUCGAGCCCACCUGGCCCUCCGCAUGCUGUUGUCCGACCUGGGCCCGCCGUUGCUGGGGCAACGGCAGCCGCAUGCGAGCUGGCGUUGCUCUGUUCGGCAGCUCAGCCUCAUUAUGCUGCUGAUGGCUUUGAUGUGGUUUGUGAGGCUCUACCUGCAUUACUGCAGCCAGUGGCUCUACCUCCAGGCCAUAGCAGUUCCUGUCAACAAGGUCCAGUUCCACGCACACACGGUGGAGCUUGUAUACCAGAGUUCCUUGCUCCACAUCUGGGAGGAGCUGGUGAUGCUGGUGGUGGGUCCCCUGACCUUGAAUGCAUUAACGUUCCUGCUGGUUCUGAUCAGAUGGGGCUGUCAACAGAUAUUUGGCUCACUCCCUUCCUUCACGUCAAAGUUUAUCAUGGCUCAGGGAGUGUGGACAGUCCUCGACCCUCUGGCAGUCUUUGCAGUGGACGCCGUCCUUGGGCGUCUCGCCUACAGCCCUGACACACCAGUGGGAGAUGCAGCCAAGCUUUACUGGCACUACUACCGAGCUGACCAAUCAGGUGCAGCGGGAGUGAUCAUCACUCUCUUCCUCUAUGCAGUUCUUUUUCUGCUCUCCAUCACCAUCCUCUCCAUUUACCUGCUCAGAUUCCACAAUGAUGGCCACAUGCUGGACAUCUUUCAGCGGCUAACAGCCAAAGAGGGCGUGUACUUCCUUCCUCAAGAUAUGGAGCUGUCCAAUCAGGAACUGUGCUACAUUGUCAAGAAGGCAGAGCAGUGGAGAGGCUUUAAUGGGGAGAGGCGCAAGGUGGCAGUCCAUGACUAUAUCUGGACAGCAGAAGACCCCUUCUCAGGCUCUGCAGCUUCCAGUGAUGACCCAUCGAGGGAGGGUGCGCCCCUGCCAGAGGGCGAGACCAGCACACAUGUGGUCGUCUACACCCUGUACCUGAGUGGCCGGAAACAGAGAUACCGACACUUCCUCCGACAGUCAAAUGGGGCUAUCGUUGAGGUGAUAGGUGACAUGGAGGGGGCACACAGCGAUCCCAGGAUGGCCCCCUGCCCAGGUCAGGGCUCAGCCAAUCAGAGGGAAGACAAAGAAGGCGUAAGUGCUCCACAGCAGCUACGGAAACGGAAGAAACUAUUUUGCCGGUCCCAUCGCGUUGAGCCAGUAGGAGGAAGCGGGUGUGGCUCCAGUUUUGCAGUGUAAGACCUCAACCAAUGACAUCAAAGCAAAGAGAGAUAGCUGCAGCCUUAACUGAUGUAAGUUCUCUCAUCAACCGUCUGUUUGACUUUAAGACUUUACAGUAUUCUGCCAAACUAGUUAUUGUUGGAUAUUUGAAUAUUCUUUUAUAUGUUUGUGUUGUACUUUGCGGGAACUUUACCCAUAAAUGACUGAAAGAAAAUGCAGUAAUAUAUAUAUAUAUAUAUAAUGACAACUAAACGAUGACAAACAUCCAAAUACAAAUCACUAGAUUUUAUUUUAACUGCAACCUUAAAGGAGACAUGUUAUGCUCAUAUUCAGAUUCAGAAUUGUAAUUUGUGUUAUUACUUGAAAGGUUUACAUGCUCUAAUGUUCAGAAAAUGCACCAGUUUCCUCAUGCUGUUCAUUCAUGCAGCUCCUCUUGCAGCCUCUCUCUGAAACACAUGGUUUUAGCUCCUGUCUCUUGUCUCUCUCAACUCUGCUCUGAUUGGCCAGCUGGCCCACAUGGUUUUGAUUGGUCAGCUGCUUCCGGCGUAUGUAGGAAGUGUCGGCCUGGUUUGACGUGCCAGACUAGCUGCUGGUGUGCCACUUAACUAGCAUUGUGAUAUCAUAUAUCACAAUGGUAUGAAGAUAGAUGAUAUGGAAGCAUCGGCCGGACUACUGACAAGGCGUUUCAGGGGCUGCAGGAGCAGAGUUUUUUGUCAGGGAGAAAAGCUCUCUUUACCGCAGACUGGCUUUUUAACUUUGCAUACCUUUUACGUACACAAAAAAAAAAAAACACAUUAGAGAAAUGGGAAAAACUGAAGAACCAUAAUAUGUCUCCUUUAAUAAACAUAGUAAAUGUGAACUGAUUAGCUCUUUGUAAUUUAAAUUACAAUGUUCAGGAGCUCAUCUAAUUAAGGCAGGUAGUUGAGUGGUGCCUCAAAACGAUGAAAAAGAAAAUCAUGAUUUUCUAAAAGUCUCUAAUCAGAACACGAGUGAUAAAAUAUCAAUAUUGGCCUCACAUUAAGCAGGAUAAUAUUCUGGCCAGCUUGAUUUGUAUUGAAUAUGUGUCUGCUAGCUGGUGCUCAGUGUAAUGAAGUGGCUCACAAAUCAGGCCAUAAUGACCACCGACUUACACAUAUUGCUUAAUUAAAGGUUGUGAGCUUAUUAGCAUGUGUCUGUGGCACGAGGCUCAGGGAGAUGGGGAAUCGGGGCCGAUGUCGUUCAGGGCCAAGGCUGUAAAGGUUUUAUAGAUAGCUAACCUAUCAUACUAAAGCCAUAGCCCCCCUAAAAUUGGAUCUUAAUAACCUGUCAUUUUCAUUGAUGAUGAUUCUCCUUUAUGGGCAGCCAUUACAGAUCAAGUUCUGGGUCCUGUUCGAUGGCGAUAGCGGUCAUUUGUGCUCGUCAUUAUCAUGAAUACACCUUACUUUGGCCUUGGAGUUGCUCCUCACCUCCAUGUCUAAACCUUCGCGGUCAUUUCCCCUGGGUGGUGCACAGUGCAUAUGUACACACACACAACACAUUCUCUCUCACACACACACAUUGAACACUUAAGUUUCUGAUCCACGGAGGUCUGUUGGAGCAAAUGCCUUUCCAGCCUUGAGGUUCUCAUAAAAAGAAAAAAGGGCAAAUGUAAAAGAAGUUAGUCUAAGACGUGGAAUGAGGAAAACGCUACACAUCGUCAUGGUCGGAUGUCAUAGACUCUCAUGUUGCAACCUGCCCCUCUGUCUGCCUUUGACACUAGCCAGAUCCUAUAGAGCUAAUGCGCCCCAAUUAGAGAUCAUUCCAUUAACAGUGACAGUGCUACACCCCCCAAUUCAAUCAGCCCCCUAAUGAACAUUAAGCAGAGACACUGUCUCUCAGAGAUGACAGGAUCCUCCUCUCUCUCUCUCUCUCCAUUUGUCCUACCUUACUGGCUGCAUCAUUUAACCUAACUCUUUGGUUUUCUUUUUGCCUACUCUGUUGUCUAUCUUUGACGUUGAUCUGAAGAGGAACAUCAACACGGUUGAAAAGAGUGAAUAUUCUACCGGUCUCCAGUUUUUUUCUCCUCCGAUAUUUCAAUAUAUGAAUCUACAAAUUGCAAUGAGCGGUUUUUCUGUUCUCCUCUUGCUUUCGGUCUCGUGUGGCGUUUUCUGAGCGCGUCACCACCUUUUUUUGAAUCAUCGUCUUCAAAACAAUGCCCUGUGCAGUAUUUUCAAAAAUGGGGGCAGAGGGUGCAGAUGCAGAAGGGGCAAAGGUAUUUCAAUGGUUCAAAUAUUUGAUUGUUAAUGACAAACACCAUUUCAACACAAUUUAAAUUUCAAAUUGAUCCCUGGGAGCAAGUAUUUCAAGGGGGGGGGGAGAGGAACAUACCCCAAGGUCACUGCUCCACAAUUUGCUGAUUUAAGUUGAAAGAAAACCUUUUUUUCUGCAGAACUAUCACAAGAGAACUGCAGCGCCUGCAUCUGCUUAGAGCCAGCCCAACCUGGGGAUGUUGCUGGAGAGUGAGAAAAAAUAAAACAUAAAAAGAAAAAAAUAACACUUUGUCUAAUUCUAUAUUUAUAUAGCCCUCAGCUUGAGGUAUUCACAUAAAACAGUUUGUAUUGAGAAGUGCUGCGGUGAUCGUUAUGCUGCAUGUAGAGAUCGGCAACUCUUCGGGCACGGUUGGCGGGAGCAGCUCUGCCUGAUUCAUUUGAAUUAAAGUUACCCAACUAAAUAAAAUGGAUUCAAAUUCCCACUUUUAUUCUCUGCAAACAUUUUCUGGCUAUUUUUUCUUUUUUUCUAAGAAUCCACAAGCAUUUCUUUUGAUGAAACAGUUUGCACAUUUACUGUCUUUGCAUACAUGUCUGUAUUUUCUAUUUGCCCAACUUCAUUUGUUUGAUGUUGAAAUGUAAUUAUGUCUUGUAGACGGUGGAAGAGCUUGGUGUUCGGAUGUUUUUUUGAUGUGUGUACCUGGAGCAUUUUCACAAGAAAAAUAUAAUCGUAAAUAUUAAAUCUCAAUGCUACUACAACUUUA
Scophthalmus maximus (turbot) is the source of this 6340-nucleotide messenger RNA. It is a transcript of the gene ofcc1, whose product is annotated as orofacial cleft 1 candidate 1. NCBI's taxonomy places the organism in Eukaryota, Metazoa, Chordata, Actinopteri, Pleuronectiformes, Scophthalmidae. Gene Ontology annotation, cellular component: perinuclear region of cytoplasm. The record is from RefSeq and is a predicted model, not a curated record.